Lachancea sp. 'fantastica' is the source of this 495-nucleotide messenger RNA. The record is from the annotation of a GenBank genome assembly. NCBI's taxonomy places the organism in Eukaryota, Fungi, Ascomycota, Saccharomycetes, Saccharomycetales, Saccharomycetaceae.
AUGUCUCAGCUAGUUGCCACAGAUGAAUACGCUCCCUUUUUCGCGCCGUUUUUUGGCUUUGCAGGCUGUGCUUUCGCCAUGACUUUAUCUUGUCUGGGAGCCGCAAUAGGGACGGCCAAGUCAGGAAUCGGUAUUGCCGGUAUCGGUUCGUUCAAGCCGGAGUUGAUCAUGAAGUCUCUGAUCCCAGUGGUCAUGAGUGGUAUUCUGGCCGUUUACGGCUUGGUGGUGGCCGUUUUGAUAGCGGGAGGGCUGUCCCCAUCGGAGGACUACACCCUUUUCAACGGGUUCAUGCACAUGAGCUGCGGUCUGUGCGUUGGUUUUGCGUGUUUGAGCAGUGGAUACGCCAUUGGAAUCGUGGGUGAUAUCGGUGUGCGUAAAUAUAUGCACCAGCCAAGACUGUUUGUGGGUAUCGUACUGGUUUUGAUUUUCGCCGAAGUGCUGGGCUUGUACGGUAUGAUUAUCGCCCUGAUCCUCAAUACGAGAAGCUCUGGUUAA